UCCUCUCCGCCCCGCCCCCUCCCGGCUUCCCUUCCUGCCUCUCGCUCCGCAAUGGUUACUCUGGGCCUAUCCCGAGUGGACGAUGCCGUGGCCGCCAGGCACCCGGGGCUCCGGGAGUACGCCGCGUGUCAGUCCCAGGCCUUUGUGAAAGGCAUCCUCACGUUCAUCACAGCAGGUACGGGUGCAGCCUUCUUCCUGCAGAAGCUGUUCCAGAGAAAGCUGCCCUAUCCCACGCAGUGGACGGUGCUGCUGGCCAUGGUGGCUGGCUCGGUUGGCAGCUAUGCAGUGACCCGGGUGGAGACACAGAAAUGCUCCGAUCUCUGGCUCUUCCUGGAGACCGGACAACUACCGCCGGACCGUUCCCCAGAGCAGGCCUCUCAAGGGUGUUCAGAUCCAGAACAGAAGAAAAAUCAGUAUGGGGAUGUUCUGGAGUAAGGAUUCUCCAUGGUUCUGCCUGUACCACCCCGUCUCUUGCAGCUGUGCACGAGUACCCCAUUCUCCAGUCCAUAAAUAUAUAUAACUAAUGCUCUAACA
Sarcophilus harrisii (Tasmanian devil) is the source of this 534-nucleotide messenger RNA. RefSeq names its product transmembrane protein 141 (gene TMEM141). Bases 52 to 435 code for a protein of 127 amino acids. The transcript has 5 exons. Lineage: Eukaryota; Metazoa; Chordata; Mammalia; Dasyuromorphia; Dasyuridae. The record is from RefSeq and is a predicted model, not a curated record.